GGGCUUCUUAACUUUUGACCAUUCACUUGAAUUUCAGAUCUCAGGUUUGAUUCUUAACCCCAUUCUUCCGUGCUUCUCUUUAUUACAUAUAUUGUUUUAAAAUUAUCUUGUACCACUUGAUCUGUUAUAAUUAUCAUCUUAAUUGAUCAUUUUGUGCCUUAAUUAACGUUUACCAGGUAAGAAAUGUCUCAAAGACUGCUUCAUGGAACUCUUCAUGUCACCAUCUAUGAGGUUGAUCACCUCAAUGCCGGUCUCACUGGUGGUCUUUUGGGCAAGUUUAGGGCGAACCUUGAAGAUACCGUUGGCUUCGGCAAAGGAACUCCAAAAAUCUAUGCAACUAUUGAUCUGGAGAAGGCUAGAGUUGGGCGUACCAGAAUGAUACAAAAUGAACCGAACAGUCCAAAGUGGUAUGAAUCUUUUCAUAUUUACUGCGGUCAUUUUGCAUCCAAUGUUAUAUUCACUGUCAAGGAUAACAAUCCAAUUGGUGCAACUUUGAUUGGAAGAGCAUAUGUGCCAGUUCAUGAUCUUUUGGAAGGGGAGGAAGUGGAUAGAUGGGUUAGUAUCUUGGAUAAAAACAAAAAGCCUAUUAGUAAAGGUUCCAAAAUUCAUGUGAAGCUACAAUUUUUUGACGUCACUCAUGAUCGUAACUGGGCCCGCGGAAUCAAAAGCUCCAAGUUUCCAGGAGUUCCUUACACUUUCUGCUCACAGAGACAAGGUUGUCGAGUUUCUUUGUACCAAGAUGCCCAUGUUCCUGACAAUUUUGUGCCUAAGAUUCCUCUGUCUGGAGGCAAGUUUUAUGAGGCCCAUAGAUGUUGGGAGGAUAUCUUUGAUGCAAUUACCAACGCAAAACAUUUUAUUUACAUUACUGGCUGGUCUGUAUAUACUGAGUUCUCCUUGAUAAGGGACUCGAGGAGGCCAAAGCCGGGAGGAGACAUGAUGCUUGGUGAGUUGCUUAAGAAAAAGGCAGAUGAAGGCGUUAAGGUUCUUUUGCUUGUUUGGGAUGACAUAACCUCUGUGGGUCUACUUAAGAAAGAUGGUUUGAUGGCCACCCAUGAUCAAGAAUCUGAGCUGUACUUUCAAGGUACUAAUGUAAAUUGCAUUCUCUGCCCCCGUAAUCCUGAUGGUGGUGGAAGCAGAGUUCAAGGUUUAACUAUUUCUACCAUGUUCACUCAUCACCAGAAGAUAGUCGUGGUGGACAGUGAGAUGCCUAACGGAGGAUCAGAGAAAAGAAGAGUUGUGAGUUUUGUUGGUGGUAUUGAUUUAUGUGACGGGAGAUAUGAUACUCCUUUUCAUUCACUUUUUAGGACGUUGGAUACUGCACACCAUGAUGAUUUCCACCAACCUAAUUUCGAAGGUGCUGCAAUUACCAAAGGUGGACCUAGGGAGCCUUGGCAUGAUAUCCACUCGCGCCUUGAAGGUCCAAUUGCUUGGGAUGUAUUGUUUAAUUUUGAGCAGAGAUGGAAAAAGCAAGGUGGAAAAAAUGUACUUGUGAAUUUGAGAGAGCUUGAGAACAUCAUCAUCCCACCAUCAGCAGUGACAUUUCCUGAUGACAAUGACACAUGGAAUGUUCAGUUAUUCAGAUCCAUUGAUGGUGGAGCUGCUUUUGGCUUCCCUGACACACCUGAAGCAGCAGCUAAAGCAGGUCUUAUCAGUGGAAAGGAUAAUAUAAUUGAUCGAAGUAUUCAGGAUGCUUAUAUUCAUGCUAUUCGACGGGCAAAAAAUUUCAUUUAUAUCGAAAAUCAGUAUUUUCUCGGAAGUUCUUUUGGCUGGAACUCAGAGGAUAUAAUUGAUGCAGAUGUCAAUGCUUUGCAUCUAAUACCAAAGGAGCUCUCUCUGAAGAUUGUCAGUAAAAUCGAAGCUGGAGAGAGGUUCACUGUUUAUGUUGUGGUCCCAAUGUGGCCAGAAGGGCUACCAGAAAGUGCGUCAGUUCAAGCCAUUCUGGACUGGCAAAGAAGGACAAUGCAGAUGAUGUAUAAGGAUAUUGUUCAGGCUCUCCAGGCUAACGGAAUCGAAGAGGACCCUAGAAAUUAUUUGACAUUUUUCUGUCUUGGCAAUCGCGAGGUAAAGAAUAGUGGAGAAUAUGAACCUUCACAGCAGCCACUUCCAAAUACAGAUUAUAGUAGAGCCCAAGAAGCCCGUCGUUUUAUGAUCUAUGUGCAUGCCAAGAUGAUGAUAGUUGAUGAUGAGUAUAUAAUAGUUGGGUCUGCCAAUAUCAACCAGAGAUCAAUGGAUGGCGGCAAGGAUUCUGAGAUAGCUAUGGGAGCCUAUCAACCAUAUCAUCUAGCAACUAGGCAACCAGCAAGGGGUCAAAUUCAUGGAUUCAGGAUGUCGUUAUGGUAUGAGCACCUGGGAAUGCUUGAUGACACCUUCCAGCAUCCAGAGAGUGUUGGUUGUAUCCAGAAACUGAAUACGGUAGCAGACAAAUACUGGGAUCUCUAUGCAAGUGAAACUCUGGAACAUGACUUGCCUGGACACUUGCUCAGAUACCCGAUUGCUGUUACUAGUGAAGGGAAUGUCACAGAGCUUCCAGGCAUGGAGUUUUUCCCAGACACCAGAGCACGUGUUCUUGGUGUUAAAUCUGAUUACUUGCCUCCCAUUCUCACAACAUGAUUAGUUCAGUAGAAAAUCAUGUAUUUCAAGUAAUAACUUAUUAGCUCUAUCUCCUAUGUAUGUUAAUCCGCAGAAUCUUCUUCUUUCCCGAGAUGCGCAUAGGAGACUUAUAGAGAUUUGGUGUGUGCUUUAUGAUUAGCUGUUAAAAGGUGAUUUAGACUGCUCUAUGGUUGCAUUAUCUCUUAGUGCUCUGGUUGAAUUAAAGAACAAUUAAAGUUUGCCUUCUUACUUAAUUAUAUGGACUCUCUGAUUUGUGUU
This is a messenger RNA of Daucus carota subsp. sativus, 2868 nucleotides long. RefSeq names its product phospholipase D alpha 1. Gene Ontology annotation, biological process: phospholipid catabolic process; phosphatidylcholine metabolic process. Gene Ontology annotation, molecular function: calcium ion binding; D-type glycerophospholipase activity. The transcript has 4 exons. The coding region runs from base 184 to 2610 and encodes 808 amino acids. Gene Ontology annotation, cellular component: plasma membrane. The record is from RefSeq and is a predicted model, not a curated record. NCBI's taxonomy places the organism in Eukaryota, Viridiplantae, Streptophyta, Magnoliopsida, Apiales, Apiaceae.